GAGGCGGCUACGAUGUCUCAAGAUGGCGGAGGCGGCCGAGCUGAAGCACAUGGUUAUGAGCUUUAGAGUGUCGGAGCUGCAGGUGCUUCUGGGUUUUGCGGGCAGAAACAAGAGCGGGCGGAAGCAUGAGUUGCUCACCAAGGCCUUGCAGCUGCUGAAGUCCGGCUGCAGUCCAGCCGUUCAGAUGAAAAUCAAGGAGUUGUACCGGCGACGGUUCCCCCGGAAGAUCUUGACCCCUUCUGACUUAUCCAUGCUCCACCUCCAGACAGGACAGCUGCCCUCAGCCACGGCUCUGACUCAGGGCGCCAUGUGCCACUUGCCCUACAAUAAUGGAUCGGUGACUUCCACUGUGCCGGCUGGUAUAUUGCCCCCGGUGCCUAUGUUGGGACCCAAACACGAGACGGAUGUUCCGCACUUGUCGCCCCCCAUCCAUCCGGUCCAUCCUGAUGUCAAAAUGAGGCGGUUACCCUUCUAUGAUGUCUACGAUGAACUCAUCAAACCUACCACGUUAGCUUCCGUGAACAGUCAGAGAUUUGAGGAGGGCCAGUACUCUUUUGUCCUGACACCUCAGCAGGUGCAGCAGAUCCUCACCUCUCGAGAGAUCUUACCUGGUACCAAAUGUGAUUACACCGUACAAGUUCAGUUAAGGUUUUGUUUGUGUGAAACCAGCUGCCCACAAGAGGAUUACUUCCCUCCUAACUUAUUUGUGAAGGUCAAUGGAAAACUUUGCCCCCUUCCAGGUUAUCUUCCUCCCACAAAAAAUGGUGCAGAGCCCAAGCGACCGAGCCGACCUAUCAACAUCACUCCUCUGGUGCGGCUGUCUGCAACAGUCCCCAAUAGCAUUGUGGUGAACUGGUCCUCUGAGUUUGGCCGGCUGGGCAAGAUGAAGCUGACUGUCCCUUGUCGAGCCUACACCUGCACUCACCUCCAGUGCUUUGACGCAGCCCUUUACCUUCAGAUGAACGAGAAGAAGCCAACGUGGACCUGCCCCGUUUGUGACAAGAAGGCCCCCUACGAAGCCCUGAUCAUUGACGGUUUGUUCAUGGAAAUCCUCAACUCGGUCACAGACUGCGAUGAGAUCCAGUUCAUGGAAGACGGCUCCUGGUGCCCCAUGAAGCCCAAGAAAGAAAACCAGGAGGUUUGCCAGCCAUCGGCUUACAGUGGGGUGGAAGCAAAUUCCUUGUACAUGGUGGGCCCUGAUGGGAAGCAGCUGGCUGAAAGCAAGAAGAAAGUGGAGGUCAUUGACCUGACGCUAGACAGUUCUUCAGAGGACGAGGAGCCCCCCGUGAAAAAGCAGUGCCCUGUCACCACGGCAGCCAUUCCGUCUGCAGCGGGACCCAAGGGGGUUUUAAGUACCGAUCACCAACCAUCCUCAGUCCUGCGGAGCCCCCCAAUGGCAGCUGUCGGCAGCGACUACCUAUCCAGCCUCCCGAUUCCUGACUACCACCCUUCUUACCAGGUCCCUUCAGAUAUCCAAGGUAAUGGUGUCUUCCUUUCUCUGCCCGAGGGUCAGUCGCAUUACAGCCCUUCCGUGAUCACCUCCCUGGAUGAGCAGGACACCCUGAGCCACUUCUUCCAGUACCGUGGCCCCUCUCCACAUUUCAUGAACCCCCUCGCUCCUGUCGUGGAGACAAAGAAACAGGCCAAAAUGGAGGUUGGUUUUGAAGUGGGACAGGACCCAGUGGUUGAGGUCGAAUCCCGCUCGGUACUGAAGAUGAAGGUCCCAGUGGCUUGGGAUAUGGAAGAGAGACAGCAUCUGAGGAGAGCGCUUGUGCCCAGCAGCACGCCCCAAGGUCACCAGGAGCAGUUUAUUACAGCCUGUAAAUUUUCAGCAGUGAUGCCCCCUUGA
This is a messenger RNA of Gekko japonicus, 1849 nucleotides long. It is a transcript of the gene PIAS3, whose product is annotated as protein inhibitor of activated STAT 3. The coding region runs from base 23 to 1849 and encodes 608 amino acids. The transcript has 12 exons. NCBI's taxonomy places the organism in Eukaryota, Metazoa, Chordata, Lepidosauria, Squamata, Gekkonidae. Gene Ontology annotation, molecular function: transcription coregulator activity; SUMO ligase activity; zinc ion binding. Gene Ontology annotation, biological process: regulation of transcription by RNA polymerase II; protein sumoylation. The record is from RefSeq and is a predicted model, not a curated record.